AUGUACAAGUUCAAGGAGAUCCAGACCAUUCCUCCGGCCAAGCAGCUGGUGGAUAUUGUCUUGUCGAAGACACAGCGGAAGACGCCAACCGUGGUCCAUCCAGGAUUCAAGAUCACCCGAAUCCGCUCCUUCUACAUGCGGAAGGUCAAGUUCUGCCAAACCACCUACAACGAGAAGUUCUCCAAGAUCAUCGAGGAGUUCCCCAAGAUCGACGACAUCCACCCCUUCUAUGCAGACCUUUGUAAUGUCCUCUAUGACAGAGACCACUACAAGCUGGCUUUGGGCCAGGUGAAUGCCUGCAAGAAGAUCGUCGACGGCAUAGCAAAGGACUACGUGAAGAUGAUGAAGUUCGCGGACAGCCUUUACAAAUGCAAGAUGCUAAAGAGAGCAGCCCUUGGUCGCAUGGCCACAUCUGUCAAGAAGCUCACAGGCGCGUUGUCGUUCCUCGAAGAGGUUCGGCAACACCUGGGGCGACUGCCGUCGAUCAAUCCCGCCACGAGGACCCUGAUCCUCACAGGCUACCCCAACGUCGGCAAGUCCUCCUUCAUGAACAUUGUCACGAACGCAAACGUGGAUGUGCAACCGUACGCCUUCACCACAAAGUCCCUGUUCAUAGGGCAUUUGGACCACAACUACGUGAAGUGGCAGGUCAUCGAUACACCUGGGAUCCUGGACCAUCCACUGGAGGACCGGAACAGCAUUGAGAUGACGGCGAUCACGGCCCUGGCACAUCUGCCGGCAGCGAUCCUUUUCUUCGUGGACGUCUCAGAGCACUGCGGGUUCAACCUCGCGACGCAGGUUGCCCUGUUUCAUUCGAUCAAGCCGCUCUUCCGAAAUCGGCCCUUGCUCAUCAUCCUGAACAAGCCUGAAGCUCAGGGUUUAGGGGUUUAG
Messenger RNA from Symbiodinium natans, 891 nucleotides. The record is from the annotation of a GenBank genome assembly. NCBI's taxonomy places the organism in Eukaryota, Dinophyceae, Suessiales, Symbiodiniaceae.